Messenger RNA from Mytilus californianus (California mussel), 1588 nucleotides. RefSeq names its product testis-specific serine/threonine-protein kinase 3-like. The transcript has a single exon. Gene Ontology annotation, biological process: intracellular signal transduction; microtubule cytoskeleton organization; protein phosphorylation. Gene Ontology annotation, cellular component: cytoplasm. Bases 420 to 1298 code for a protein of 292 amino acids. Gene Ontology annotation, molecular function: protein serine/threonine kinase activity; tau-protein kinase activity; ATP binding. NCBI's taxonomy places the organism in Eukaryota, Metazoa, Mollusca, Bivalvia, Mytilida, Mytilidae. The record is from RefSeq and is a predicted model, not a curated record.
CAUCGAUCCGUUACAUCAUAACUAUAUGAACACACAUUUUAAAAUUGACAGAAUUUUCAUUUGAUGCAAAUUUUUAAAUCUGACUCUUUGCUAUUUUUCUUUUUUUUUCAUUUCUAUUGACCACACGGAGUUCUAUGACUACUGCGGAAUAUGUACGUUAAGGUAAACAUUUCAAGCAUUUAUUUCUACAGUUGUGUUUUAUUAUACUGUAUUGUCUAUUAGGAUAGUCUUGAGGACGAUCGAAAUGUAAAAACUUCUUAGCAACGUUAAUCAGUAUGCAAAACGUCGUAACAAUAAACCAUAAUGACGUUACAUCGGAGGCAUAGUUGCAGAAAUGUAAAGGAAAAUAUUGUAUUUCGUUGUAUUUGAGCUCAUAAAAUGAAAAUGGUCACUUGAGAGGAACUUAUGGGAAAAAGAAUAUGUCAGUAAGGGAUUCUGCCACCCCCCGAGAAUUCCUGAGAUUGGCAGAUACCUUGGUUGACAAAGGAUAUCGUCUUGGACCGAAAAUAGGAGAAGGAACAUAUGCGAAAGUUCGUGUUUGUGAAAGAAAUACAGAUGGUAAAAUUAUGGCGGUAAAGAUUGUCAACUUAAAGGGAGCAUCUACGGAUUAUAUAAACAAGUUCUUGCCUAGAGAACUCAGCGUAAUACAGAGAAUGAAUCACAAGAAUAUAAUACAUACGCAUGAAGUCAUAAGGAAUGACGAUUUAUUGUUUAUGGUGACUGAUUAUGCUGAACGCGGGGAUCUUUUAUGUCAUAUCCGAGAUCAUGGCCCUAUUCCUGAUGACGAAGCAAAGAGAAUGUUUACACAAAUUGUUGGGGCAGUGCUAUAUUUACACUGUGAUAUGAAUAUUGCUCACCGAGAUCUUAAGUGUGAAAAUAUUCUGAUAAUGAGGGACAGAUCUGUUGUUCUCAGUGACUUUGGAUUUGCCCGACCUUUGGAUCAAAGUGAUCCGCUGAAAGGAAAAUACCUUAGUAAGACAUUUUGUGGAAGUCCUUCAUACUGUUCUCCAGAGGUUUUACGUGGGGUUCCAUAUGAUCCAAAAAUGAAUGAUAUUUGGAGUCUUGGUGUUCUUUUGUAUGUAAUGGUUACCUCUGCCAUGCCUUUUGAUGAUAGUAAUGUGAGAUUGAUGGUCAAUAAACAAGUGUGUGGAGAAAUCAAAUUUCCUCCGCGAUUGGAAAGCAGGAUUCAUCCUGACUGCAAACGUCUUAUAUCACAGUUGAUAGAACCUCAUGCAUGUAAAAGACCGACUGUGGAUUGUAUAUUGAAGUCAGAGUGGAUUUUAUCUAAUUGUAAAUAGAUUACGAAUAUUUAACCAGUUUCAUAGUUUAUUUAUAAAAGGAGCGAAUAUUUUAACCUCCAGUUUUUAAAUCAUUUCGCAUAUUAGGAUGAGAACUUCGAUUCUCAAAAAAUGAUUUAACUUUAGUCGGAAGCUUGGGAUGUAUAAAUGCGUAUUAAAUAUGCAGCACAAGAAUUGUAUUUGUCUGUAUUUGUUGUUCAAAUGUUAUCAAGAAAAAUUAUCAUGUCCUUUUUGUUAGUUUUCAAUGUAUAUUUAAUUGUUUAUUAAAUGAAAUAUUUUCUGUUAAAAUA